CGCAACACCACCACAUUCUUAGAGCCAGGUACGAUUUCUCUAGCCUUUCACCUUGUACACAUCUACGCAACCAAACGCCGCUGUGAUCCGAAGCCCAACUCGAAUGCGAAAUUUCUGCGGUACUCUCGAUAUGCUAGCCUUGGAGAUUUAAUUCGACCCUUGAGCGCAUACCCCGUCACUGGUCUUCGAUACCGAUAGUUGUCUGCUUGGUUGCGCGAGCUGCAUUCAAGAUGGUCGGCAAGAAGAGUGGCAAGGCCCUACUCCGGGAGGAGGGUCUCGAGAGAACAGAUAAUAACAUGGAAUUGACAUCGUGGCCGCAAAUAAUACCUAUCAAUCAGAAGAAUUAUUACACCGACUACCUCAAACGAGAUGAACAAAUCCUCGCGGUCCGAACGCAACAGGAGGAGGCCCGUAGCAAGAUGGUCAAACAAGCCAAAGACCGAGACCGAGCCCUGGCACAAGGCAAAACCGUUGGACCAGAUGGAGACAUUGAAAUGGAAGAGGGCGAGGAAGAAGCUGAAGAUGAAGCCGCGAGCGGUGCUAAGACCAUUGUCAUCCACCUUGGGUCACAGAACUUGAGGAUUGGUCUCGCAAACGAUGCACUUCCCAAGACAGUCCCUAUGGUCAUCGCGCGCCGAGCGCCUCAUUCGGAAAGCGAAGAAGGAGACGGCGAACCAGCGCCCAAGAGAGCAAAACUCGACAACGGAUCGCACCCCUCCGAACCUGAGAAACGGUUUGGUGACGAGUUCCAGAAGAAGUUCACGGGCAUGUCCAAUGAUCUCAAGUUGAGAAUGAGGAUGAACAAGAGGAAAGUGUUGCCUCAAUCGAGGGAUAUGGUCACCAGCUACAACAGGAGAAAUACAUACGAGACUAUUACAGAACACAACGAUACCAUGCAGAUUGACUGGACAGAAACGUCAGGGCCGGGACAGCGUCCUCCGGAGUACAUUACGGGAAGAGCUGCACUACGAAUACCCGACAAGUCAACGCCUCGCUACAAGCUAUUUUGGCCAAUUCGGCUGGGCUGGCUCAACGAGCGCGACUAUGCUUCGAAGCAGCUCCUGUAUGAGGAUAUCCGGAUCAUCAUUGAGGAUGCAAUCACAUCUCAAUUAGAGGUAAAGAUUCAGAGUCGUGGAGAACGGGCACAGUACAGCUGCGUUGUUGUGAUACCCGACUAUUACGAGAGAACAUAUGUGACCACUCUGCUCGAUAUGGCGAUCUCAGAUUUUGGCUUCGGACGAGUCUGCUUUGUCCAAGAGAGCUUAGCCUCGUCUUUCGGCGCAGGUUUCACCACCUGUUGUAUCGUCGACAUUGGAGCACAAAAGACAUCAGUGUCUUGUAUUGAAGAUGGAAUGAUUAUUGAAAACUCCCGCGUCAACUUGAAGUAUGGAGGAAGGGACAUCACAGAGGCCUUCGUGAAGAUGGUCAUAUACAACCAUUUUCCAUAUGCGGAGCUGAAUCUGAAUAGACGCUUCGACUUCCAGCUUGCCGAGGAACUCAAGCAGAAAUUCUGUACGAUGACUGAGGCCGAUAUCUCAGUGCAACUAUACGACUUCCACCUUCGAGCUCCCGACCAGGACACAAGGAAAUACACCUUCAAGAUAUAUGACGAGGUCAUCCUCGCGCCGAUGGGAAUGUUUAAACCCACCAUCUUUGAUGAUGCUGGCAAGCUUAACGGCCGGCGAAAAUUGGUCGACAAGUCUUAUGAUAUCUACGAUGGCAAGCCCAAUGACCCCAGCUCGACCGCACAAGCCGAAAUCCUCACGUCGAUUGCGCCCGAAGAGAUCAUCAACUCUACCAUCAAGAAGGCUGCAAAAGCGAAUGGACUCACCAACGGUCAUACCAACGGGACAAAAGAAGAGCCGGCCAACGACUCUCGCCGCCCUUCGUUCAGCAACAUUAAAGAGAUGGACGCGACACCACAACCUUCGGCCGCUAGCUCCCCUGCACGACAACUUGAUGGCACCCCUCAACUUGAGGACGGUGAAGGCGCCGCUGUCCAAGAGAAGCCCAAGGCUGAAGAAGAGGAAGAGGAGCCCGUUAGUAUUGAGCGCCGAGACGACAUCCUACCGAUCUAUCCGCUUCCCAAUGCAAUUGUCACGUCGGUCACGCACGCGGCUAGAGGCUCGGCGCAAAAGACGAGUGAUCUGCUAAGCAGUAUCAUGCUCACUGGGGGCACAAGCAUCAUUCCUGGGUUGGCUGGACAUCUGGAAGAUACACUCAAAGGAAUAUUGCCCGGCUAUAGCAAGGACAUCAUUAUCUCACGGCCACCGAGGGACCUCGAUCCGCAAGUUGUGGCAUGGAAGGGUGGCGCGGUGUUUGGCCGUAUGAGUCGGACAAACGAUAGCUGGGUCAAUCCUUUCUUGUACGAGAGGUUGGGCGAAAGAGUCCUCGCACACAAGAUGAUGUGGGCGUGGUGAGAUAGCCUGGUAGCCACGGUUCUGGAUCAUGCGUAUGAGAAACCUCGCAUGAUCCUGAUAGUACUUACGAGCCGACCAAAGAGGAAGAAUAAAGCUCUCACUUGAUGGCACUGGAUAUCAAGGAGAUGGUAAUCUGAGGAAGUAAUCACCGAGAUUACGUCCUUGACAUUGUCAAUCACUAGACUUCUCGCUCCAGAGGUUGCACGCGAAAU
Messenger RNA from Exophiala viscosa, 2632 nucleotides. RefSeq lists its product as uncharacterized. Gene Ontology annotation, biological process: regulation of DNA-templated transcription; double-strand break repair. Gene Ontology annotation, cellular component: Ino80 complex. Lineage: Eukaryota; Fungi; Ascomycota; Eurotiomycetes; Chaetothyriales; Herpotrichiellaceae. The transcript is spliced from 2 exons. The record is from RefSeq and is a predicted model, not a curated record. Bases 231 to 2420 code for a protein of 729 amino acids.